AAUCUCCUUGGACAUUAUAUGUUCCAUUCACAAUAUGACUUGCGUUCCCUUUUCUUCAGGCCUGCCUCUGCAGUUGGCCUUCUUACAUUGAAGCCAUCUGCUCAUGCAUCUGCAAACCCUGUGAGAUCACAGGGGAAACAACUGGCCUGCUUUUCUUCACCUUCAUUUGUACUGACGCAGUUCUGUGGCAGCUGCUCUCCUCUCUGUAGAACAGGCUGCACUGUGGCACUGCAGCUACGUGCUGCUGCUCCAGUCCUGGUGAAAGAAGCCAUCUCUAAAGGAUGCUGGCCAGUGAUGUGCCCCAAUAUUUGCUCCGUGGUGGUGCUUCAGGCACAUUCUGUGCAAUGGCAGAUGUCUCCUGAGCAGCUGUGCUCUAGUACUGCAGUCCUCUGGAGUGAGCUGCUGCUGAAAUUCUUGCCAAGGGAUAAUGACAGGCAUUCCCAAGCUCUUUUGUAUCUCCUGUUUAUGGCCCAAAGCAGGCAACAUAUUCUGGGCCUUGUCUUGGCCACCCAGCUGGAGCUUGGCAAUGAGAUAAAUACCAUUUUAAACGAACUCAGGGGCAAGGAUUACACACUACCUACCGGGAGAUGAUGCAAAUGAUGUCUCCUUCCUACAGGACAGGAGAGGGGUGCGCUGGGCUUUGAGCGACACUAUCAUGUCACUGAUCCAUUCAUUCGACGCCUGGGCCUCGAAGCAGAACUGCAGGGUCACUCUGGGUGUGUCAACUGUCUAGAAUGGAAUGAAAAAGGAGACUUGUUGGCCUCUGGCUCUGAUGACCAGCAUACCAUUGUCUGGGAUCCUCUGCACCACAAGAAACUCCUUUCUAUGCACACAGGACAUACUGCAAACAUCUUUUCUGUCAAGUUCUUGCCACAUUCAGGGGAUCGGAUCCUCAUCACGGGCGCUGCAGAUUCCAAGGUGCAUGUCCAUGACUUGACUGUCAAGGAGACCAUCCACAUGUUUGGAGACCACACCAACAGAGUUAAGCGGAUUGCCACAGCUCCCAUGUGGCCUAACACCUUCUGGAGUGCAGCAGAAGACGGGCUCAUCAGACAGUAUGACCUGCGAGAGAACAGCAAACGUUCAGAAGUCCUCAUAGACCUCACAGAGUACUGUGGGCAGCUGGUGGAGGCCAAAUGCCUGACGGUCAACCCCCAGGAUAACAACUACUUGGCAGUGGGGGCAAGUGGCCCCUUUGUGCGCCUCUACGACAUACGCAUGAUCCACAACCACAGGAAAAGCAUGAAGCAGAGUCCUUCAGCUGGAGUACACACGUUCUGUGACCGACAGAAACCCCUCCCAGAUGGCGCGGCGCAGUACUAUGUGGCAGGGCACCUUCCAGUGAAGCUUCCGGACUACAACAACAGGCUGAGAGUUCUGGUGGCCACAUACGUCACCUUCAGUCCUGAUGGCACUGAGCUUCUGGUCAACAUGGGAGGGGAGCAGGUCUAUUUGUUUGAUCUAACAUACAAACAGCGACCAUACACUUUUCUCCUCCCAAAGAAGUGCCACACUUCAGGGGAAGUGCAGAAUGGCAAAACCUCUACCAACGGAGUGUCCAAUGGCAUCCACCUCCACAGCAACGGCUUCCGCUUGGCUGAAGGAAGAGCACAUGUGAGCCCCCAAGUGGAGUUACCUCCGUACCUGGAGAGAAUCAAGCAGCAAGCCAACGAGGCCUUCGCUUGCCAGCUGUGGACUCAAGCCAUCCAGCUCUACAGCAAAGCAGUCCAGAAAGCCCCCAACAAUGCCAUGCUGUAUGGAAACAGAGCUGCUGCCUACAUGAAACGCAAGUGGGAUGGGGACCAUUAUGAUGCUUUAAGAGACUGCCUGAAGGCCAUAUCCUUGAAUCCGUGCCACCUGAAGGCCCAUUUCCGUCUUGCCCGCUGUCUCUUUGAACUCAAGUACGUGGCAGAAGCACUGGAGUGUCUGGAUGACUUUAAAGGGAAGUUCCCAGAACAAGCACACAGCAGUGCAUGUGAUGCACUAGACAGAGACAUCAACGCAGCCCUCUUCUCCAAGAGCGAUAACGCUGAAGACAAGAAAGGGGGUGGCCCCAUCCGGCUGCGAGCCACAGGCCGCAAGGAUUCCAUCUCAGAGGAUGAGAUGGUGCUGAGGGAGCGCAGCUACGACUACAAAUUCCGAUAUUGUGGCCACUGUAACACUACUACAGACAUCAAAGAGGCCAAUUUCUUUGGCAGCAAUGCACAGUACAUAGUCAGUGGGUCAGACGACGGCUCCUUCUUCAUCUGGGAGAAAGAAACCACCAACCUUGUUAGAGUGCUGCAGGGAGACGAGUCCAUUGUGAAUUGUCUCCAGCCUCAUCCCAGUUACUGCUUCCUGGCUACCAGCGGCAUUGACCCAGUUGUACGACUGUGGAACCCCAGGCCAGAGAGUGAAACCCUGAAUGGCCGUGUGGUAGUAGACAUGGAAGGUGCUUCCCAAGCUAACCAGAGGCGCAUGAACGCAGACCCGCUGGAGGUGAUGUUGCUGAAUAUGGGGUACCGGAUUACAGGACUGACCAGUGGUGGGGCUGGAGGCUCAGAUGAUGAAGACAGCUCAGAGGGGCAAGUCCAGUGCCGGCCCAGCUAAAACAGAACUGCCUCUCCUUCCUCUAACUGUCUGGCUGAAAGGGAACCGAGUUUCCUUGGUCCUGGACUUUCUCUGAUGAAUGACUGCACUGUUUCGCACUAUGCACAGAGUAGGACAAGCUGGCAGGGGCAGGAGCGGCCGUCUCUAAACCAUCACCACCACCUCCUCCUCCUCCCCUCACGCUACUGAGCAGCAUGGCAGUGCAGUCCAGGGUUUGCCUUUAGUGGAAUUUAGUCCCAACAGGGGUCUUUGAGUUGUCUGUAAGCAGUGUAAGCUGGUCAUGUUGUUUUGCAGAGUUGCUGUAUGUUCUGGUACAGGGUUGGCUGCAUUCAUGCACUUGCAGAGGGGAUGUGAAAUUCCUGAAUAAAAUACAAACCUAGGGCAGGGGUUAUGGAAUGAAUUCACUGCAGUGAUCUUGAAAGCUUGACUCUGCUUUUUGUGCUACCAGCCUGUCUAGAGGCCCCUGGUUUAGGGUUUUUGGCCAUAAAACACCUGGUUUGUCCCAUAACAUCUUUCUUCUGGCUUCCAUCUCUAACAUGUUGUCACCAGAUGUAGCUGUGUUGCGUUAAGGACUGGAUAUUGCCCGUGUUGUCCCUGGGCAUCCAUCCUAGUUGACAGAUCAGUGAGGGCGCUGAGUAUGUGCAGCUCAGUAGGGUAGCGUGUGCGUGCCCAGCUCUGUGGUCUAUGAACCCAUGGAGAAGGGUGACAGCAAUGAGAUCAGGUUUGAUCAGAGGCUUAGGGCUCAUGUAACUGAAGCUACUGAGGAAAGGGGCUGGUAGCAGCACUCUUUGGAGCUGCUCUCUCUGUUGCCCAAAACGUGUAGCUGUAUUCACCUCCUCUCCACAUCACUCGUGCUGCAGCUGAGAACGUUGCCACCGUGUGUAUGUUGUAUCUAAAGUGUCAAGCUUUUAGCAGCAUUUCUGUGCAGUCAGCUGCUCUGUCUUGGCCAGGGUGGGCCUCGCUGGGCUAACAUCUGAUGGGUUAGUGGUUCUCUCAGGAACCCUCCUCCUUCUUCCUUCUCUCCCACACUUACUCUGGCUGCAAAGCCAGGAAUGCACCUAGAAAUGCAGCACUGUACUUCCAUCCUUUCUCCUCUCAUGCCACAUGCAGCCCUCAUUUUUUCUCCUGCAGUUGCCAAACACUAACUAUCAAAUAGAUCUUCCACAGCUGUGCUUACAACCGGAUCCGAAGAGGUUGUUUUUUCUAGGACUAUCAACUAAGACCAAAGAGCCCCUGGAGAUCUUCACUGCUCUGUGCUGUCUCGUAUCUCUUACUGCUGAAGGUCUGAACAUGCUAGCCUUGGUCCCAGGGGUAUGAGAUGUGUGGCUGGGAGUGUGUGCGCAUGUGUGUGUGCUGCAUUAGGGCUGUUCUUCCAUGUGGUGCAAUCCCUGGUCUUCCUGUUGCUGCUGUGGAAAGAUGAGAGGACUCCCUUUCCUCCUCUGGCUGCCAAGCAUUGAUGAGAGGCUGCACAGUGCUGGCUGAUCAAGGUAACUGCUUCCUCUCCCUUCCAGAACAGUCUUGGACAUGAGUAAGCCUUGUACAGGAGGGAGAGAGGCCACAGAGUCUUGUAGCUGGCAGCAUCUCUCCAAGAAGACUGCUCCCUGCAGGGAGGAAUCCCCCAGUGGAGUUAACCAGGACUAGGUCUCUAGCCGUUAGACAAAGAUGUCCAUCUGCUUUGUCACGGGUGACACAGAGCCCUAGUGAACCCCAGUUUUGUGGGAGCAUGCCCCUUACCACCCAGGAACCGCUGAGCUGUGAAGGAGGCUGAGCCAGCAUCUCCUGCUGAAGCAGAGCUCUCCAGGGAUAGAUCCAGAUCCUCACCGGGCUGCUGAGGGCAUGGUGUAGACGUGACUGCUCACUCCAUGUACCUGUUUGGGGUUCACAAGCUCCCCUGUCCCAGGUGUACUCCAGCACUCGGUGCUCUUCCCAACCCAGAGACAGCAAAAAACUCUUCUCACUUGGGUGGCUCUUUGCCAUGGUCUGGCCUUUUCUUUUCUUGCUUCAGGCUUUCCUCCUUGAUGCAGCCUCUUUUUUUCUCCUCUUCUCCUCCCACUCAAACUUUGUUUUUUCCCAGCUUUCAGGAGACAAUGUCUGCAGACUUGGGUUUUUAACCGGAGACACUGAGGUGGAAAGCUCAGAACAGGCCUCUGCCUCCCCAUUCACCUUGUGCUGUGGCAGUUAUUUCUUGUUGGGUUUCCCCUUGUGAGACAGUGCAGCUCUUUUACCUGCCAGUUGCAGUGUGAGAGCUGGAAGAUUCCCUGCCUCUGCAGUGGGUUGCUAGUUGUUAACGUCUGCUUUGGUUAAAAGAAGAGGAAUAAUAAUGGGAGAGAAGGGGAGAGAACAACCUUUCUGCCUCUGGCCCCUUGUCCCCUUGUCCUGGGCAAAUUACUUGCUCUGUCACUUGGUAAUGAGGACUUUGUAUUUAUUGGUGAAGGAAAUAAAACCCAUGCUGGGGAAGUAGGGAGAAGAUGUUGCUUUAUUGACCUCUGCUGUUUACUUCAAUCCCCUCUUUGGGAAAGCUUCUUCCUGCUCUAUCUGGUUAACUCUUUCUAGCCUGGGAUAUGCAGGGAUGCCUCCUCUAUUUUUGUACUCUAGCAGUGGGCUCUCUGUGAGGAAAGGCCAGGAUUCUCUUUAGUGGUGUAAUGACCAUUGCUUCUCGCUUUUCCAAGUACUAAAGGUGAUCAUCUCGUAAGCUUUGCCCCUGCAGUUGUAGAAGUAACACACAAGCCUUACUGCCCUCGUUAGAAGGAGCAGAACACUUGUUUCUCUGGUCCUGGAAGAGAAAGGGUUAAAGAGAUUAAACAAUUCUUUCUUCUA
Molecule: messenger RNA, 5406 nt
Organism: Strigops habroptila (Kakapo)
Lineage: Eukaryota; Metazoa; Chordata; Aves; Psittaciformes; Psittacidae
Gene: WDTC1
Product: WD and tetratricopeptide repeats 1
Exons: 15
Coding region: 826-2589 (587 amino acids)
Biological process (GO): negative regulation of fatty acid biosynthetic process
Cellular component (GO): Cul4-RING E3 ubiquitin ligase complex; cytoplasm
Molecular function (GO): protein binding
Source: RefSeq, a predicted model, not a curated record